AUGGGCCACGCUGCUUCGAAAUCUGCAAAAUCUGCCUCGGCCGCCGUGCCCAGAGCGCCUAAACCUCCAGAGAGGCCAGAACAGCUGCUUGCAAAUCUCACAAAACUCGGCCAGGUCGCCGUAGACUCGCCCAUGGUCCUUCAGAAAACCCACGCACAAAUGACGCACAUCGUCCGCACACGGGCCCAGUCUGAAAACACGACGCUCACCAACAAACUCGACGCAUACGCCCUCUCACACCUCUACGACAUGGCAAAAGACGUCAAAAAUCCAGACACUCUCGCACAGCAAUUCAAACUGGACCCACAAACCACCCGUAGACUCCUGCAGCGUUACAACUCGCCCUCGAUUGGACGCACAAACCAAAUCACACUCAAGGAUGGAGAAAUCAGAGUCUACAAGGAAGCUAUCUGGGUCUAG
Serendipita indica DSM 11827 is the source of this 420-nucleotide messenger RNA. The record is from the annotation of a GenBank genome assembly. NCBI's taxonomy places the organism in Eukaryota, Fungi, Basidiomycota, Agaricomycetes, Sebacinales, Serendipitaceae.